GAGUGGACAUAGAAGGUGGAAAGUCAGUUGAGAGCAACAGGAGUGAGCACACCUGGCAACAUGAAUGUGGGCCAGGUGUCAUUCAUGGGUGGACUGGGAACGGUGUCUGCCAGAAACCUGGAUGGCUGGAUCGCGCAGAACCUGGAGCCCAGCACAGCUUUCUCCAUGCGGGUGAAGCAGACGGUGAGGCAGAUCUGUGACUUCCUGAAGGAGGACUGCUUUGGGACCGAAAUCCAUGUCAACAAGAUAGUCAAGGGUGGCUCAGCAGGCAAGGGCACAGCCCUGAAGAACAACUCUGAUGCCGAUGUGGUGCUCUUCCUCAGCUGCUUAUCCAGCUACCAGAAGCAGAAGGAGAAGAGAAAGGAUAUGCUGGAUUUGAUCAUAAUAAGGCUGAAAGCCUGCAGGGAGAACUCGCAAUUCAAUGUGUACAUCAGUCCACCCCGGUCCAAGGGUCCUGGCAAUACACCACGCUCCCUCAGCCUCACUCUUUCCUCCAGGGAGACCGGGGAGUCCAUUGAUGUGGACAUCCUGCCCGCCUAUGACGCCUUGGGGCAGGUAAGAGAGGAUGCCCCGCCAAGGGCAGAAGUGUACGUGGAGCUCCUGAAUGCCUGCAGCCGCCCUGGGGAGUUUUCCACCUGCUUCACUGAGCUGCAGAAGAAGUUUGUGAAGCGUCGCCCUGCCAAGCUGAAGAACCUCCUGCGACUGGUCAAGUACUGGUACAAGGAGCUGAAGCUAAAGAACCCCAGAGCGGACCUGCCCCCAAAGUAUGCCCUGGAGCUGCUGACCAUCUAUGCCUGGGAGGAGGGCACAGGCUCCUGCGACUCCUUUGUUAUGGCUCAGGGCUUCCUUACAGUGCUGAAGCUGCUGUGCCGGUACCAGGACAUCUGCAUCUACUGGGAGAAGUACUACUCGCUCCAGCACGGUGAGAUCGGUGCCUAUGUCAAGGGGCUGCUGCGCCGUGACCGCCCUGUCAUUCUGGACCCUGCUGACCCCACAGGGAUCCUGGGCCAAGGCAAGAACUGGGGCCUGCUGGCGCAGGCAGCUGCCAGCAGCUGCAGCUCACUGCUCUGCCUGGCAGAGGUCCAGCCCUGGGAGGUGCAGCCGGCCCGACGUGUGAACAUUGAGGUGAAGCAGCUGUCAGGCACCAGACUGAGCAUGACCAUCAGCCCCUAUGACACCAUCAGGAAGGUGAAGGAGGAGAUCCAGCAGGAGUGGGGCAUCCCCUUUUACAGGCAGCACUUGGCACAGCAGGAGCCAGGUAGGAACAACAUCAACCUACAGGAUAGCAAGACCCUGGCUGAGCAUGGCAUCUUCUACAGCACUACGCUGGUGCUGCUGCAGAUUGAGCCCCAGGAGAUGCAGGUCUUCGUGAAGGAUGAUAAGAACCGCACCACUACCUACACGGUGCUGCCCACUGACACUGUCCGGAAGCUGAAGGAGCAGAUCCAGAGCCGGCAGGGGCCUCCUGCCGACCAGCAGCGCCUGACGUAUGGCCCCAGAGAGCUGGAGGACCAGCACACGCUGGCACAUUACAACGUCCAGCCCCAGACCACCAUCUACCUGCUCCUGCGGCUCCGGGGGGGUGCAGGCCCCCAGCAUGCCCAGUUCCCUGCCUGCUCGCCAUUCUGAGCAUUGCCCUCAGCACCAGCCCACGCCUCUGUGUACCCCCUCGUCACACUGGAAAUAAACGCCU
Molecule: messenger RNA, 1693 nt
Organism: Myiozetetes cayanensis
Lineage: Eukaryota; Metazoa; Chordata; Aves; Passeriformes; Tyrannidae
Product: 2'-5'-oligoadenylate synthase 1-like
Exons: 6
Coding region: 61-1629 (522 amino acids)
Biological process (GO): regulation of ribonuclease activity; defense response to virus; negative regulation of viral genome replication
Cellular component (GO): cytosol; nucleoplasm; membrane
Molecular function (GO): protein binding; 2'-5'-oligoadenylate synthetase activity; double-stranded RNA binding
Source: RefSeq, a predicted model, not a curated record